Molecule: messenger RNA, 4790 nt
Organism: Syngnathus typhle (broad-nosed pipefish)
Lineage: Eukaryota; Metazoa; Chordata; Actinopteri; Syngnathiformes; Syngnathidae
Gene: atp8a2
Product: ATPase phospholipid transporting 8A2
Exons: 35
Coding region: 339-3905 (1188 amino acids)
Biological process (GO): neuron development; phospholipid translocation
Cellular component (GO): plasma membrane
Molecular function (GO): ATP binding; ATP hydrolysis activity; ATPase-coupled intramembrane lipid carrier activity
Source: RefSeq, a predicted model, not a curated record
GCGUAUUUCUUUGGUGUCUUUUAUGUCCCAACAGUUUUAAGCUUUAGUGAAACUGUGAAUAAGAUGAAGAAAAUAGUUAGACGGAGCAAUAUUAGCUUAUCCGUACGCUCAUUGCGUCUUAUUUUGACAUGCAGGCAAGCCGACGGAACUAGCUAUCCUAUCACUUGUUCAUCCACUAGUGAAGCGGUCAGCGCGAACAUGGUACCCGGUCGUCAGCGGCAACAGCGGCCGCGGUCCGUAACUACUACCCGCCUUCGCCUCGGCUCCGCUGCGAGGGAGCCGUAAGCGAGUAUGUCCACGUUGCUCCUUCCACUACCACCAGCACGUCCACUGGCACGAUGUAUUUCAACCGGGGGACCAAGAAGAUCCACAGCGAGGGAGCCUCGCCUCUGUCUCAUCAAUCCAACGGCGCAGGACCCGCUUGCUCGUCGGCCGGCUACCACAAGGCAGAUGAUGAGAUGUCCGGCACCACGUCGCAGGCGGAGCCCGUAGACGCCACGGCGCGCGCCGUGCUGCUCAACCGGACCCAGAGCACCAAGUUCUGCGACAACCACGUCAGUACCACCAAGUAUGGCGUCCUCUCCUUUCUUCCCCGCUUCAUGUACGAGCAGAUCCGGAGGGCCGCCAACGCCUUCUUCCUCUUCAUCACACUCAUGCAGCAAAUCCCCGACGUCUCCCCGACCGGCCGCUACACCACGCUGGUGCCGCUCAUCUUCAUCCUCACCGUGGCUGGCAUCAAGGAGAUCAUCGAGGACUACAAACGACAUAAAGCGGACAACACAGUCAACAAGAAGAAGACCACCGUGUUGCGUAACGGAGCAUGGCAGACCAUCAUCUGGAAGCAGGUCGCGGUCGGAGACAUCGUGAAGGUGACCAACGGCCAGCAUCUUCCGGCCGACAUGGUUAUCGUGUCCUCCAGUGAACCUCAGGCCAUGUGCUACACGGAGACCUCCAACCUGGACGGGGAAACCAACCUGAAGAUCCGACAGGGUCUCCCGCUCACGGCGGGCCUCCAGACACUCGAGGACCUGUUGUCGUUAUCUGGCAUUUUGGAGUGCGAAGGUCCCAACAGACAUUUGUACGACUUCACCGGAACCCUGCGGCUGGAAAAUCAAAAAGCUGCUCCUCUGGGCCCAGACCAGGUCCUACUCCGCGGCGCCCAGAUCCGGAACACCCAGUGGGUGGUGGGAAUCGUCGUCUACACCGGCCACGACUCCAAACUCAUGCAGAACUCCACCAAGGCGCCCCUGAAGCGCUCCAACGUGGAGCGGGUGACCAACAUGCAGAUCCUGGUGCUGUUUGGCAUCCUGCUGGUCAUGGCUUUGGUCAGCUCGGUGGGCGCCGCCAUUUGGAACAGGCAGUACACCGAGGAGGCUUGCUGGUAUCUGUCCCGGCAAGGUGACAUCUCCACCAACUUUGCAUACAACCUGCUGACCUUCAUCAUCCUGUACAACAACCUGAUCCCCAUCAGCCUGCUGGUCACUCUGGAGGUGGUCAAGUUCACGCAGGCCCUCUUCAUCAACUGGGAUGUGGAGAUGUACUACGCCGAGACGGACACGCCAGCCGUGGCUCGAACGUCCAACCUGAACGAGGAGCUGGGCCAGGUGAAGUAUUUGUUUUCGGACAAAACAGGAACGCUCACCUGCAACGUCAUGCACUUUAAAAAGUGCACCAUAGCGGGAAUCACUUACGGCCACUUCCCCGAUCUCGACUGCGAUCGUUCCAUGGAGGACUUCAGCAAUCUGCCAUCCAACAGUAACAACUCCACCGAGUUCGAUGACCCGGCUCUCAUCCAGAACAUUGAGAAAGGCCACCCGACCUCCCCUCAGAUCUGCGAGUUCUUGACCAUGAUGGCCGUGUGCCACACGGUGGUGCCCGAGCGCAACGACGACCAGAUCAUCUACCAGGCCUCCUCGCCAGACGAGGGCGCUCUAGUCAAGGGGGCCAAGGGUCUGGGCUUCGUCUUCACGGGCCGGACGCCCGAUUCGGUCAUCAUCGAAGCCAGAGGCAAGGAGAUGAGCUACCAGUUGCUGAACGUGUUGGAGUUUUCCAGUAACCGCAAGCGCAUGUCGGCGGUGGUGAGGACCCCAAACGGGCGGCUGAGGCUCUAUUGCAAAGGAGCGGAUAAUGUCAUCUUUGAACGUUUGACCGAGGACUCUCAGUACAAAGACUUGACCAUCGCUCACUUGGAGCAGUUUGCCACGGAAGGCCUGAGAACUUUGUGUUUCGCCUACGUGGACCUGCGGGAGGACGCCUACCAGGAGUGGCUGAAAAAAUACUACGACGCCAGCACUGUACUCAAAGACCGGGCGCAAAAACUGGAGGAGUGCUAUGAACUACUGGAAAAGAAUCUGCUGCUGCUGGGCGCCACCGCCAUCGAGGACCGCCUCCAGGCCGGCGUCCCCGAAACCAUCGCCACGCUGAUGCGGGCCGACAUCAAGAUCUGGGUCCUGACCGGGGACAAGCAGGAGACGGCCAUCAACAUCGGCUACUCGUGCCGCCUGGUGACGCACGGCAUGUCCCUCAUCAUCGUCAAUGAGGACUCCCUGGAUGCCACCCGCUCCACGCUAACCGAGCACUGCUCAUCCCUGGGCGACUCCCUGCGAAAAGAGAACGAGCUAGCGCUGAUCAUCGACGGCCAGACCCUCAAGUACGCUUUGUCCUUCGAGCUGCGCCAGGCCUUCCUGGACCUGGCCCUAUCGUGCAAGGCCGUCAUCUGCUGCCGAGUGUCGCCCCUGCAAAAGUCUGAAAUCGUGGACAUGGUGAAGAAGCACGUGAAGGCCAUCACGCUGGCCAUCGGCGACGGCGCUAAUGACGUGGGCAUGAUCCAGACGGCGCACGUGGGCGUGGGCAUCAGUGGCAACGAGGGCAUGCAGGCCACCAACUCCUCCGACUACUCCAUCGCGCAGUUCUGCUACCUGGAGAAGCUGCUGCUGGUGCACGGCGCGUGGAGCUACAACCGUGUGACCAAGUGCAUCCUCUACUGCUUUUACAAGAACGUGGUGCUUUACAUCAUCGAGUUGUGGUUCGCCUUCGUCAACGGCUUCUCGGGCCAGAUCCUCUUUGAGCGCUGGUGCAUCGGCCUGUACAAUGUGAUAUUCACGGCCCUGCCGCCGUUCACUCUGGGCAUCUUCGACCGGCCGUGCAGCCAGCAGAACAUGCUGCGCUUCCCUCAACUCUACCGGAUCACCCAGAAUGCCGAGGGCUUCAACACCAAGGUGUUCUGGGGUCACUGUAUCAACGCACUGAUUCACUCGAUUAUUCUCUUUUGGUUUCCUCUCAAGAUGUUGGAGCACGACUCGCCCUUCAAAAGCGGUCAAGGCAAUGACUACCUUUUUGUUGGCAACAUGGUCUACACGUACGUCGUGGUCACAGUGUGUCUCAAAGCCGGAAUGGAGACCACCGCUUGGACCCGGUUCUCCCACCUGGCCGUGUGGGGGAGCAUGCUCCUGUGGCUGGUCUUCUUUGGAGUCUACUCGUCCAUCUGGCCCACCUUCCCCAUGGCCCCCGACAUGCUUGGCCAGGCUGGCAGCGUGAUGCAGUGCUGGUACUUCUGGUUAGGUCUGCUCCUGGUGCCCGCCGUCUGUUUGCUCAAGGACUUUGUUUGGGCGGCGACGCGUCGGUCGGUGAGGAAGUCGCUGCUGGAGGAAGUGCAGGAGCUGGAGGCUCGCGCCGUGGACCCGGGCGCCGCCGUGCUCAGGGACGCCAGCGGACGCAGUCUAAACGAACGUGCCCAUCUGCUGACAAGAGUCUUUAGGAAGACGCCGUCCAGCAUCGGACGCUCCAACUCGCUGCAGCAGCCUGUCACGCAUGGCUACGCCUUCUCCCAGGAGGAGCACGGCGUGGUGUCCCAAUCGCAGGUGGUGCGCUCGUACGACACCACCCGCCAACGGCCCAGCAUCUAACCCCCGGCCGGGGACUCUGAGCGUAUGGAUUAUUCCGGACUACGCUUUCAAGCACCACAAGUCAGAGACUGCGAAACCUGAUUGGUGCGUUCCGCUGUACUCGCCUGUGCAUGUGUGCGCGUGUGUGUGUGUGUGUGUGUGUCAACCAACCCACUCAACCACCCAAGCACCCACCCACCCCUCGCAAUUCAGUCAUCACAUGCCGAAAUCAGAAGGGAACUGUGGGUUGGGGGGGGGGGUCACGUCCAAAUAAACAUGCACGGAUGAAUUCCAUUCCGAGCGCUGCCAAACGCCACAGGGGAUGCGACUGAGGCGGAACGUUCGGACUCCCGCCCACCACCCGGACCCCCCCCCCCCCCCCCCUCCCCUGCCCUCUCCACCUUUCCCAACCAACUAGUGGAACAUCCAUCUUCCUUAUCGCCUCACUUCCUAUCUUGCCCAUCUUUUUUUUUUCUGUCUGUCUUUUGGACUCAAAAGUCCCACAGAAGGAAUGUUGGACUUGACCUCGUUUUGGCGAGCCGUUAUUUGAUGUCCUACUAAUGCACUGAAUUGUCCCUUUACUCUUUGUCCUCACUAGUAGGAAGAUUCGACGCACUAAUAUAAUUAUUGACUCAAUUGAAGAAGGAGCGAGGCGCACUCACCCGCGUGUUGUGGUGCUCGGACAAUUCAGCGCAGGAGUAGGCUAGGGCGGAAAGAGCGCAUCCAAAUCGACAAAAAGGGGUUCUUUUUGCUCUGGUGUAUUUUGUUUGUGGUUUUUUGUUUCUUUAUGUGGCGUCUUGCUGUGUGGACGGUGCUCUGCUUCAGGAAUGACGACUUGUAGAGAGGGGACGCAUUGUCCCGUCUGUCCGUCCGAGUCCUAAUCAUUAAAUCCAAUCAAUCCCGAAA